AUGACAGAAAUUCUUAGAUAUUGUCAAGGUAUCAUGCAACGUGGUAUCAAAGAAUCUAUUAAAACAUUAUAUUACACAGGUGAACUCAAAUUUGGUACAUUAGUUGGUGUUGAUAAAGUUGGUAAUAGAUAUUAUGAAAAUAGACAAGAAAUCUAUGGAAGACAUAGAUGGGUAGAAUAUGGAGAUUACAAAUCAAAUGAUCCAACCACCAUCCCACCAGAAUAUCACAGUUGGAUUCACCACGUUUCUGAUAAACUCCCAAGUGAAAUGCUUCCAUUUUCACCAACAUACAAAAGACCACAUAUUGCCAAUCCAACUGGUACUGAUGGUGCCUAUACACCACCAAAUUUCUUAUUCAAUAUUGAAAAAUCAAAAGAAGAACUUCAAAAAGAAGAAAAGAAUGAUAACAAACAAUAA
Molecule: messenger RNA, 417 nt
Organism: Dictyostelium discoideum AX4
Lineage: Eukaryota; Evosea; Eumycetozoa; Dictyosteliales; Dictyosteliaceae
Gene: ndufa12
Product: NADH dehydrogenase ubiquinone 1 alpha subcomplex subunit 12
Exons: 3
Coding region: 1-417 (138 amino acids)
Cellular component (GO): mitochondrial inner membrane; membrane; respiratory chain complex I
Source: RefSeq, a predicted model, not a curated record